AUGCCAAAUGACAAUGGAUUUUUGAUAGUGUACGUUUUCACCGAAAUGCAUUUGAUCGAAAAUUUACCUUUUUUUCAGUCAAAUGUCUCACUAUCAAAAGUGUCAACCAAUUUUCGACCAAAAGUACUUGUCAGAAAUGCACACUAUCAAAAAUGCACGAUAAUUGGACCUGCACUCUAUUUUAAUAGUUGACGCACUGAAUAUAUUUUUUUUAAUAAAUUAAAAAUUAAAAACAUUUUUUUAUUAUUUUUAAAUGUUUUUUUAUUAUGAAAAUUUUGUAUUAUUAUUUAUAUAAAUAAAGUUGAAUCAUAUUUUUUGUUCCAAUUUUAA
Blepharisma stoltei is the source of this 330-nucleotide messenger RNA. The record is from the annotation of a GenBank genome assembly. NCBI's taxonomy places the organism in Eukaryota, Ciliophora, Heterotrichea, Heterotrichida, Blepharismidae.